Molecule: messenger RNA, 825 nt
Organism: Sitophilus oryzae (rice weevil)
Lineage: Eukaryota; Metazoa; Arthropoda; Insecta; Coleoptera; Curculionidae
Gene: Srp14
Product: signal recognition particle 14 kDa protein
Exons: 3
Coding region: 121-447 (108 amino acids)
Biological process (GO): SRP-dependent cotranslational protein targeting to membrane
Cellular component (GO): signal recognition particle, endoplasmic reticulum targeting
Molecular function (GO): endoplasmic reticulum signal sequence receptor activity; 7S RNA binding
Source: RefSeq, a predicted model, not a curated record
GACAUUGACAUUGACAAAUAGUGUAGAGUUGUCAAGAUUUUAUGAAAAUUUCAUCGGUAAACACGAUUUUUUGAACUUUUCAUAUGGGGACAGUUUAACUGAAAAUUAAUUAAAGAAAAUAUGGUUUUAUUAGAAAAUGAUGCCUUUCUUUCAGAACUGACAAAGCUGUUUCAAAAAGCACGACUCGAUGGGUCAGUUACCAUGACUUUUAAGCGAUACGAUGGUCAUGAUAGACCUAACCCUAGAGAAGGAAAACCUCCUUUGCCAGAACCUUCAGAACACCUGUGUUUGAUACGAGCCAAGUUUAGAUCUAAGAAAAUAGCGACUGUAGUUCAUCAAAAGGACGUGAACAAGUUCCAAGUGGCCUACAGUAGUUUACUGAAAGGAAAUCUCGAUGGACUUAAAAAAGUGAAAAAACCUAAAACAAAAACAAAGGUUGAAUCUUAAAUGAAUUGUUUGUCUGUACAUAGAUAAUUAUUCGGACUUUUUUUUAUAAUUUCAAGUGAGGUUUUAAUGUUGACAAGGUAUAUGGGAUUAAACGUUAGGUUGCCAAUAUGAAACCUUUUAAAAUAUAUUUAUUAUAUAGGCAAUAUUAUAUAUUUAAAAGUAUGAUAAUGGUUUGAUAUUGGUAAUUUAACCAGAAAACAGGUAAAAUAUGAGUGUUAGGUAAUAAUGUUGGUAAGAAAUAUGCUUAAAUGACUGCCUGUUUAUAAUGUUUUUAUUAGAUUAAGCGAAAUUACAUUAUUUUUAUUUUCCACUCAGAAAAAUUACAGUCUCAAUUUUUGUACAGUAUUUGUUUACAAAUAAACGGACUUAUAUAAUUAA